GUGCGGAGGAGGCCCCUCCCCGUGGGCGGAGCCGGGGCGACCCGACAAGAUGGCGACGGCGCUGAGGGCAGCGCGGCGUUUACCGCUAGCGGUGACGGGGGCGAGUCUUGCUUUUACUCGUUCUGCGUUUGUUGCAAAAAGACCUAAUUAUGCCCAACCAAACUGGCUUGGAGUAGGCUUGGCCUUUGGCACCAGUGCUGCCCUGUGGGCUCUUCUUUUCAAGCAGCAUAAUGAAGACAUAAUGGAAUAUGAAAGAAGAAAACAAGAGAGCCACCACAAGUGUACAGGAUGUUCAUAGUUGACAGUAUGCUUGGUGAGAAGUAACGUGAUAACCAGUUUUACUACAAAAAAAAUCAACACGACAGAAGUACAAAACAUCUAAAUAUCUAGAUGCUCAUACAUUUUGUGUGCAGAAUUAAAAAAUAAAUUAUAAAGUCUGUGUGAAAUUUAUAAA
This is a messenger RNA of Colius striatus (speckled mousebird), 454 nucleotides long. It is a transcript of the gene NDUFC1, whose product is annotated as NADH:ubiquinone oxidoreductase subunit C1. NCBI's taxonomy places the organism in Eukaryota, Metazoa, Chordata, Aves, Coliiformes, Coliidae. The record is from RefSeq and is a predicted model, not a curated record. Gene Ontology annotation, cellular component: mitochondrion. The transcript has 4 exons. The coding region runs from base 50 to 298 and encodes 82 amino acids.